AAGAAGUUCAUUCUUCCAGUCCUUAGAGGACCGUGUGUGGUGUCUGUGAUUGUGUACACGUGGGGUUAAAAAUACGUACUGCAACUGGUGCCACCGUCGAGAACAUGAAUUCUGCUGUUCCCAAAACUAUGUGACUUAAUUUUCAAAAUCCUUUAUUCCGACUGUCACAACAUAAUCUCGUCAGCGAGACACUUGGAUGUUUUUAUUACAUGGAAGUAAAUGACAACAAAAAUAAAAUGAUUAGUGAAAAAGAAACUUAUGACUGGGGUGAAGAUUUCGACGACGCGACGUUUAAAAGUUGUUUCGCUCGUUCAGUGGCAGUGAAUUCCCAAUAUAAACAGUUCAAAACAUCGGACCCACGACAGCUGCAAACCGCUGACAAUAAUGAUUCUUCCCAGGAGACCUUUAAAAGAUUAACUACUCGACCGUUAAUUCCCGUAAAUGAGCCUAUCAUGGAAGAAGUUAAAUUGAGAAAGAAUUCUCAAGUGAGUAACGGAAACGACAUUCGCCGAUUAUCAUGUAGUAGCAUCGCUAGUAGUAGAAGAACGUCGAUUUGUUCAAGCCGAAUUUCCGAAAUUCCAGUCGAAAAUAUCGUCCAACAGUCAAAAGUCAAUACGCUGCAAUGGCAACUAAAGGAGGUUGAGAAAAGUCGGGAAAUGUAUAAAGCGGUAAUGAAGCAAGUCGUAACCUUCUUGGAGAGGGCACAUCGCAGUUUAGAAUUGCUAGGAAAUAGACUAAAUGCCAAGCCGACCGUUCCACGUUCGAAAAGUGAACAUCAAAUUGUCGCAGGCGACAAUGGUGUGGACACUCUUAGCAACACAGACGACUUUACGAUGUUUCGAGAUUUCACUUGGAGACGUCCAAAGAAACAAGAGCUACCUCCAGACGAAAUCCCCCCCGAGAAACUAUCCCAAGAAGCGUUCCGGCUCCUCCGAACUGCUCAAUCUUUGUUGAACACUCAAGAGCCUAAACUUGCUUCUGUCGAUGAUGCACCCGACGAUCUCGAGUUCCUUGCGCAACUAGCUAAAGAGUUUCCUCAAAUUCCCGAAGUCAAACCCCAAAGGGCAACAUCGUUUUCCCUUAGCCCAAAGCUGCUUACUCCGGAAAAGGAAACUAGAAUCUCGACUGCCUUCAACAGGAAAUUGUCGCUGCAACUGAAUGAAACCAGAAAAACCACGUACAAAUAUAGUCACAUUCAGAGGGCGUCACCUAGAGGCAGCGUAAUCGAAGCUCCAUUCAUGUCGUCAACUAUGAACGAUUUUAAAGAUCACCAUGUAGGUUGCAGCGAUAAAGUUAAAUUUAAACCUGAAUCGGAAAAAUCAAAUUCGCCGCCAGCUGGUAGUGUCAGCUCGGUUGAAGACGAAAGUGGAUUUUCUUCAAUGAAUUCGUUUCAAGAUGUUGGUUUACCUAUAGUGGGGGAUGAGGUUAAUACCAAGAAUGCUUUGCUGAGAAGUAUGUUACAUAAUAAUGUUGAACCUUUGAACGGUUUUGCGAGGAGUGUUGAUAAUUCGGUAAAGAAUGGAAGUAUUGAGAAAGAUGUAAAGUUGUGGGAAAAACCUGAUAACGUCUCGCAUAAGAGGUGGAGUUCAACGCCUGUAAAUUGUUCCAGUACUAAACAAUCCGUGAAUGUAUUGUGGGUUUAGUUUUGUCCACAAAAUUAACAUUUGCCAUUUAUGUAUAUUUAUUUUGAUAAGUAAAACGAAUGUGAUAAAUUUGUAAAUCUUUAUUCGUAUUUAUUUACUGUUAAGCGUCACUUGAUAUAAAUUUUUGCAAUAAUGUACGUAUGAAAUUAGUGUGCUUUCGAAUUUUUGAAUAAUG
Messenger RNA from Zophobas morio, 1818 nucleotides. RefSeq lists its product as uncharacterized. The transcript is spliced from 4 exons. The record is from RefSeq and is a predicted model, not a curated record. Bases 210 to 1643 code for a protein of 477 amino acids. Lineage: Eukaryota; Metazoa; Arthropoda; Insecta; Coleoptera; Tenebrionidae.